Molecule: messenger RNA, 4416 nt
Organism: Cyclopterus lumpus (lumpfish)
Lineage: Eukaryota; Metazoa; Chordata; Actinopteri; Perciformes; Cyclopteridae
Gene: ptpra
Product: protein tyrosine phosphatase receptor type A
Exons: 23
Coding region: 349-2895 (848 amino acids)
Biological process (GO): protein dephosphorylation
Molecular function (GO): protein tyrosine phosphatase activity
Source: RefSeq, a predicted model, not a curated record
UAUGUCGCGUCUCGCAGCGUGUUUCCCACUCGUUACUAUGUCGCGUGUUUCCUGUAACAUCGUGUCGCCCACUAACAAGCGUGUGUGUGUGUGUCUGUGUGUGUGUGUGUCUGUGUGUGUGUGUGUGUGUGUGUGUGUGUGUUGUACACUUCUUGUAUAGCACGUGGACAUUUCACAAGUAGCUCGCGGGCAGGGUGGGAUUUGUUGUUGUUUGUUUUAGGCUUAAAGGUGACAACACGUAUUUGUUUUACAAGCGGAGGUUGUAACUGUUUGUUGAGCCGACACGGAACAAAGAGGAGCUCCAGGUCUGUGCUGCCUCACGGACCACGCUGUGCGAAUGAGUGAUUGAUGCCAACUUCGCUUCUUCAGGGCAGAAUGGGUGCGUGUCCCCUGCUCCUGCUGCUCGGUCUCGCCCUCGGGGCCACCGCCCAGGACCGCGUCCCCACCACCAGUCCUCCGGGUGUCACGGACAAACCUUCAGACCCCCCCGCCGCACCCGCCCUCAACUUUACAGCCGCCCCCACAGGCCCACCCACAACGCUCGGCCCCACAAUCAUCCCAGUGACGACAACAACAACAACCGCCACAACAACAAGCCCAGCUGGUGAGGAGGACGUACGACCGGCUGGUCCCAACGCCACCGGGCGGUUGUUACCGGUCCCCGACCCCUCACCUCCAGCUCCAAGUGGUGCCCCUGAGGCUCCGCCUCCCACCGCUCCUCCCUCUCCCCCCUCCCCCGUGGGGUCGGUCAACGAGACCUUCGCCACAGACACCCCGACUCCAGAUUACAGUGAUGAGGGUUCAGUCGAGGAGCCGGAGACCAGCACACAACCAGGGAUGGGGGUCACCUCCGACACCAGCCCACAUGACAACACCCAGUCUGACGACAUGCCCAUCAUCGCGGUCAUGGUGGCCUUGUCCUCGCUGCUGGUCAUCAUCUUCAUCAUCAUCAUCCUCUACAUGCUCAGGUUUAAGAAGUACAAGCAGGCGGGAAGCCAUUCCAACUCCUUCCGACUGACCAAUGGCAGAUCUGAUGAUACAGAACUCCAGAGCGUGCCGCUAUUGGCCCGGUCGCCCAGCACAAACAGGAAGUACCCGCCCCUUCCCGUCGACAAACUGGAGGAAGAAAUGAACCGUCGCAUGGCGGAUGACAACAAGCUCUUCAGAGAGGAGUUUAAUUCGCUGCCAGUCUGCCCCAUCCAGGCAUCGUGCGACGCCGCCUCCAAGGAAGAGAAUAAAGAAAAGAACCGAUACGUCAACAUCCUGCCAUAUGAUCACUCCAGGGUGCACCUCUCCUCUCUGGAGGGAGUCCCAGACUCUGACUUCAUCAACGCUUCCUUUAUAAAUGGCUACCAAGAGAAGAACAAGUUCAUUGCAGCUCAAGGGCCAAAGGAGGAAACGGUGAAUGACUUCUGGCGGAUGAUCUGGGAGCAGAACACAGCCACCAUUGUCAUGGUGACCAAUCUGAAGGAGAGAAAAGAGUGUAAGUGUGCUCAGUACUGGCCGGACCAGGGCUGUUGGACAUACGGGAACAUCCGCGUGUCUGUAGAAGACACGAUGGUGCUGGUGGACUACACCAUCCGCAAGUUCUGCAUCCAACAGGUGGGAGAUGUGUCUGGGAAGAAGCCUCAGAGGCUGGUCACCCAGUUCCACUUCACCAGCUGGCCAGACUUCGGGGUGCCGUUCACCCCCAUCGGCAUGCUCAAGUUCCUCAAGAAGGUCAAGAAUUACAACCCGCAGUAUGCCGGGGCCAUCGUGGUCCAUUGCAGUGCCGGCGUGGGGAGGACGGGCACCUUCAUUGUGAUCGACGCCAUGUUGGACAUGAUGAACACGGAGAGGAAGGUGGACGUGUUUGGCUUCGUCACCCGGAUCAGAGCCCAGCGCUGUCAGAUGGUCCAAACCGACAUGCAGUACGUGUUCAUCUUCCAGGCGUUGCUGGAGCACUACCUGUACGGAGACACGGAGCUGGAGGUGACCUCUCUGGAGUCCCACCUGGCCAAGCUCUACGCCCCCUCACCGGGAGCAGGCUGCAGUGGUCUGGAGGCCGAAUUCAAGAAGUUGACGUCCAUCAAGAUUCAGAAUGACAAGAUGAGAACGGGCAACCUGCCGGCCAACAUGAAGAAGAACAGAGUCCUGCAGAUCAUUCCAUAUGAGUUCAACAGAGUGAUCAUUCCAGUCAAACGAGGAGAGGAGAACACCGACUACGUGAACGCCUCGUUCAUUGACGGCUACCGUCAGAAGGACUCCUACAUGGCGAGCCAGGGCCCCCUGCAGCACACCAUCGAGGACUUCUGGAGGAUGAUCUGGGAGUGGAGGAGCUGCUCCAUCGUGAUGCUCACUGAGCUGGAGGAGAGAGGGCAGGAAAAGUGUGCUCAGUACUGGCCCGGUGACGGAGCGGUGGUCUACGGGGACGUCUCCGUGGAGAUUAAACGGGAGGAGGAGAGCGAGAGCUACACGGUGCGUGACCUCCUGGUCACCAACAACAGGGAGAACAAGGCUCGAGCGGUGCGUCAGUUCCACUUUCACGGCUGGCCGGAGGUGGGCAUCCCCGCCGACGGCAAAGGCAUGAUCAACAUCAUCGCCGCGGUGCAGAAACAACAGCAGCAGUCCGGCAACCACCCGAUCACGGUGCACUGCAGUGCUGGUGCUGGCCGCACAGGGACUUUCUGUGCCCUGAGUACGGUCUUGGAGCGGGUGAAGGCGGAGGGCAUCCUGGACGUCUUCCAGACCGUGAAGAGCCUCAGACUGCAAAGACCACACAUGGUGCAGACGUUGGAGCAGUAUGAGUUCUGCUACAAAGUGGUCCAGGAGUACAUCGACGCCUUUUCUGACUACGCCAACUUCAAUUUCAGGGGUUCAGAUGUCACUCACGAUUGGAGAUCAGAAUAUCUGUGAUGUAUCUCAAGGACUCUCAAGGUCGAUGCCAAAACACACACACACACUGACUACCAGGAGCCAUUCAUGUCUGUCUCCGUGUGUGUGUGUGUGUGUGUGUGAACUCGACGGUGUGUGUUCACUGUCUUCUGUCUGCAGGAUGCCACAAUGAGGCCGAGUUUAGACAUUCAGGACCAGAGCGCGCUCUAAAAGGAUAAAGCUUCACUAAAAGAACGUAGAAAUAAAUACAGCAAAGACAUUUUAAGGAAAAUUGGUCAAAGGGUUAUGUUGAAUUCUCUUCCGUUACUGCUCCAUAACUCCAUGAUGGCGUCAUAGAAACCAUCACAUGUUAUGUCGCCAGCAUAUUUCUUCUUCUUGUUUACAGACGCACGUCAGUAUUCCUCGUAGAAUGUAUUGAGCUUUUCUGUCUGAAUCAACUCUCAUUUGUUUUUAACACCGGCUUCACGUCACUAUGCUGUAUAGUCACAAUUCAAAAAGAUAUGUUUGACGAACACGGAUGCCGAAGAAUGUCUCUUUUUUUUUAUUUGAAUGCUGUUGCUAACAUAUUCCUCAGACAUGUACACGCUGUUACUUAAAUAGUGAAGGUGUGCCAUGCCAUGUUUGCUCAUAUUUUAUUUUAUUUUUGAAUGGCUGUCCCGAGAGGACGUUAAGACUUGAAUUCCAGUGUUUUUAUGUUUUUUUUUUAUUUUCCCACGAGGUCAUAACGUCAGCUCAGAAAACGAUUGUUUAAACUUCCACAUUGAGUUCAUCUCCAACGCUCAUCCGAGUAUUCAGAUAUCAUGCUUUCUGCCUUGAUUUUAAUAGAUUUUAAAUGCCAUGAUAUUAAAACAAAUUAUAUUUCUUUUGAGUGUUUUCAAGCUAUUUCAAUCUUCUUCUUUUUUUUAAUGUAGAUUUCAACUGAGAGCCACAUUCUUGCGUCUUGUUUGGCGUCACCGAACCAAACCGCCGGUCUCGUGUUUAAUCACUUUUCAUAAUACACGCAGCGCCAUCGCGUUCCUGAUUUUAUCGACGGUGGAGACGGCGUGGUAAAAAAAAAAUUCCCAGGAAGGGGCGUCGCCCUUCAAACAACCAAAUAUAGGAGACGAGGUCAGCAGGACGGUUCAUAAGAAAUAUAAGAGAGAUAUAUAUAUAAUCUAUCUGGAACUGGCGCGCGUUCAGGUCUCAGAGCCUAAAGGUAGCAGGUAUGAGCAUCGACCAAUCACUGAAGCGUUGGUUUUGAGGUCUUCUUUCCUUCCAAAGUGCCCGCACUGUUAGUCAGGUGCCUUUUCAUUUCCUUCGUGUAUUACGUUGUCACUUAUUGGGUCUUUACUCCACAGACGGGGACGCUCUUUGUGUGUUUGGAUCAUGUGACUUUGGUUCUGCUGUCAAACGGAACCUUUUAAGAAGUGCCUCACUGUUGGGUUCUAAAAGGACUCGACCUGAACGUACGACACGUGGAGUUUCCUUUAAUUACCUGCAGACGGAUGACGACCUGCUUUUGAUUGACAGAUCAAUCAAUGGGGCCCCCCCCCCCCCCCCCCC